Laccaria bicolor S238N-H82 is the source of this 1296-nucleotide messenger RNA. RefSeq lists its product as uncharacterized. The transcript has a single exon. The record is from RefSeq and is a predicted model, not a curated record. Bases 1 to 1296 code for a protein of 431 amino acids. NCBI's taxonomy places the organism in Eukaryota, Fungi, Basidiomycota, Agaricomycetes, Agaricales, Hydnangiaceae.
AUGGCUCUCCCUCACAACUCGAUUCCCAACCCUUUUUUGAACGUUCCAGAAGAGCUAUGGUUGGAGAUCUUCUACUACGCGACAAUCGGUACAUGCGUCGAUGAUGGCGUAAACUAUGUCCCUUUCGCUGCCAUCCCUUUCCAAGAACGCGACAGUCUUCGCGUUGAACGGAGGUGCUUCGCGACCAAACGCAACUUGCUUCUAGUUUGCAAGGCAUGGAAUGCUCUUGCUACGGAGACAGCGUAUCGGUCUAUACGAAUUUGCCACGGAACCAACACAUUAUUGGAUUCUCUUUACAUGGAUACUACUUCCAGUGAGAAAGCCGGAGGUGGAAAUGGUCGUUUUGUCCGAAAUGUAGAAAUCAACUCAAGAGUCCAGGACUUUGAUCCGUUCAAUCCAACCAUCGUUGCUCAGAUUCUAGCUCAGUGUCCUGGCAUGGUCUCGCUCGCCCGGCCAUUUGCCUAUGAUGGCACGAACCUGGUCAUCUGCAAGGUUCGGGUGGGCGAUAGUUCCCAACAAAGUUCCCAUUUGCAGGUCAUCCCUCAUUUCCCAACUCUGUCCGCUUUACGAAGGGUGGACUGGUGGCUUCCAUUGACCAUGCCUCCCCGUAGGUUUGAUCUCUCAUCAACCGAGCUUUUCCAGGACCUUCUGGGAGAUAUUAUCAACCAUGCCCCCAAUCUGCGAUACCUUACACUCGGCGGGCCAGCCAACUCAUUCAUUUUUUCACAACAACCCUUCUCCUCUAUCACACCCAUUCUUUCUCUUCACAAUCUGACUACGUUGAGACUUGAAUGUGAUGUGAGAUUUGGCCACAGCAACCUUACAGCCAGGACUUGGCAGCUCCCAAACCUCACACAUUUGCUAGUUGGAGGCUCGUAUUCUGUUGCAAUUCACGUCAUUGAGGCGUGUGGCUCUCAUCUCAAGGUUCUUGAAAUCAUCGGAAAGUCAUUCUGGAGAAGCGCACCCUUUUUUCACGACUUCCUGGAGUUCCUGUCCAGAGCAUCCAAUCUAGAGGAAUUCAACUUCCCACUCGAUGGCUUCGGUAAGAAUUAUCGACCACUACCACCCGUCUACCCUUCCACGCUACGAACUAUUAGACUUAAACUUGGUGAUUUGUCACCCGAUCGGCUUUCUGAACCAUUGUUGGAUUUUCUAAAAUUCCCACAUCGUCUCCCCAUGUUAAAGCAGUUGGUCUUCUAUGAUCACUGUCAAUGGCAAGAGGUCUUCCAACAGCCAACGUUUUUGCUUGCUAAGCAAGUUCUUGAAGAGCAAUCCUGCAUCAUCGAGUUUGCUUAG